AUGAUUGGAACUUACCAUGACCCCGACACAAAAGCUUUAUUUAUCGAGCUUAAAAACUUGGUACUUCAAUCAUCAUGGAAAGGAGUCACCUUGCCUUCGAAUACUUUCAAGUCUGUGAUAUGCAGCGGCGCAACUGCAGAGCAUCAAUGUGGCCUGACUACGGAGGAGAAGUAUUAUGAACGUCUAGCUUCGGAUUUUGGGUACUCUGCCGAUGAAAUCAAGACCUCAUUUACAGCAAUUCGGGAUUCGAUGACCGUGGACGAGUCCUUCAUGGAUUCUCUCGUCGCUCUAAAAUCAAAAUUUGGCAAGGAGUUGAAGAUUUAUGCAAUGGCUAACCUUUCGCUCGAAGAUUUCACAGCGGCAAAGGCUUUGGACACUGAUUGGUCAAUCUUCAAUAAGAUAUUCGUGUCCAGUGAUAUUGGUAUGCGGAAGCCAGAGCUUCGGUUUUUCAAGUCAAUCUUGAGUAGAUUGAACAUGGAGCCGAAGCAAGCAAUCGUCAUUGAUGAUGACACAGAUAACUUACUUGGAGCCAUGUCACUCGGAAUGCGGGGCAUUCUUUACCCGGGAGUCUCUGUCAAUCAAGCCGUUACCAAUAUGCUUGAUCGCGAUCCGAUUGCACGAGGGGAGAUAUUCCUCCAGGAAAACGCCAAGCAACUUGACUCAAUUACCCACACUGGAAUCAAAAUCAAAGAGAAUUUUGCGCAGCUAUUGAUUCUAGAGUCAACAGGCCAAGGGGCGUUAGUUGAUAUCGAAUCACAUGAGAAGACAUGGAACUACUUUGUGGGACCACCUAUUAUUUCACCCACCUACUCUCCGGAUGACUUUGAUACAACAUCUUUAGGAUGUACAGUAUUUGAUCGACCUAUGCAAGUGAUGAACGAGGUCAUGGAUAUUGCUCUCGCCUACCGAAAUCCCGAUGGUAUUGUGCAAACUUUUAUCACCGACCUUAAGAACCGUGUUGAUCCAGUCGUUUGUUGCAAUGUUCUGAGUCUAUUUUGCAAAUAUGGUCGCCAUACAGAACUCUCGGAAAGUCUCGAAUGGAUACGCCAUGUCUUGCAAACACGUGCAUACAUCAAUGGAACCUCGUACUAUCCAAUGCCUGAGAGUUUCCUAUACUUCUUUUCCCGUUUUCUGCGAUACCUUGAGCCCCAUGACAAAUCUCUCCACUGCACGCUGAAACAUUUGCUCUCUGAGAGAUUAAGGGAGCGCAUUGGGAUACCCGUUGAUGCUCUUAGUCUUGCGAUUCGUGUGAUUGCUUGCCAUGAGGUGGGAAUAGUCGACGAAAGAGAAUCGGACGAGCUCAUCAAAUCACAACAUGAAGAUGGUGGAUGGGAACUAGGAACCCUCUAUCGAUUUGCUUCAAAACAGCUAUGGGUAGGUAAUCGUGGUGUCACCACAUCAUUUGCAAUUGAAGCUAUCCGUCGAAGUCGAAGCGCGGUAGGUCUUGAGUGA
Messenger RNA from Penicillium cosmopolitanum, 1452 nucleotides. Its product is annotated as HAD-like protein. Bases 1 to 1452 code for a protein of 483 amino acids. NCBI's taxonomy places the organism in Eukaryota, Fungi, Ascomycota, Eurotiomycetes, Eurotiales, Aspergillaceae. The transcript has 4 exons. The record is from RefSeq and is a predicted model, not a curated record.